This is a messenger RNA of Hemicordylus capensis (graceful crag lizard), 2676 nucleotides long. Its product is annotated as membrane primary amine oxidase-like. The transcript has 5 exons. The coding region runs from base 1 to 2418 and encodes 805 amino acids. Gene Ontology annotation, biological process: amine metabolic process. Lineage: Eukaryota; Metazoa; Chordata; Lepidosauria; Squamata; Cordylidae. Gene Ontology annotation, molecular function: quinone binding; primary methylamine oxidase activity; copper ion binding. Gene Ontology annotation, cellular component: plasma membrane. The record is from RefSeq and is a predicted model, not a curated record.
AUGGAGGUCUGUGUGUCAACUCACUUGCAAAACAAGGUGGAAAGGACAGGACGGUGGAGUAUGGACUACAAUGCUGCCGUUAUUCUUUGGCCCAGCACGUUCUGCAAAACUCAAGGAAGCCACUCUACAACGCUGAUAAAAAUGAAAUGGAAAUUACCUUGUCUUCUCCUAGCUAUAUGCACAGCUGUCGUCUUAAUCUUAGUUUUGGUUUUCCAAAGGAAAGGAGAAAAGCCCAUGAUUUGUGAGAAGCAGGCCCAACAGGUGGGCUUGGAAGAAACAGACCAUGAUGUCCACAUCCAGAUAUUUGAUGACUUAUGUCCAGAAGAGUUGGUCCAAGUGAAGAGGUACUUGCAAGUCAACUUGGGGGUGCCACUGGUAGAUCCUCCUCAGGCCAAGCCAUCUGACAAUUGCAUAUAUUCCAUUGUACUUCAGCUUCCACCCAAAGCAGAAGUGCUGAAAUUCCUGGAUCAUCAAGGGACCAGGCCCACACGAGAAGCUCUGACUGUGGUCUAUUUUGGAAAUCAGGAGGAUCCAAAUGUCACAGAGUAUGUGGUGGGUCCUCUUCCAAAGCCAACAUACCACCAGGAUGUCACAGUGCAAAAGUACGGGGGGAAAUUGCCUUAUUACCGAAGGUUUCUUUUGAAAAAUGAGAUGAAUGAAAUCUAUUCGUUUUUGAAGAAUAAGGAAUACCCCAAGGCUCCAAACUUUAUGUACAAGGUGCUGGAUUACAAUGGAGCCAAUCUUUUUUACUCCCGUGCAGUGCCUCCAGGGCUAAAAUCUGGAGAUCGCAAAAUCUGGCUAGGUCAUUUCCAAAAUGUUUCUGGCUUUUACUUGCAUCCGGUUGGAAUGGAAGUGCAGGUGGAUGUUAGCAGCUGGAAUAUUUCCCAGUGGAAGGUGCUGAAGGUGUUCUAUAAUGGACAAUACUUUGAGGACAUGGAAGAUAUUGAGAGACAGUUCAAUCAGGGGCAGAUUAAAGUAGCUAAAGUCAAAAAGCCUCCUCUUGAUGGUGGAUACUCAUCCCUGAAGUCGAGGGUGCCACACAAGGGGCCAGGCCCAUUGCACUAUGAGCCUCGUGGCCCACGCUACAGCAUCAGGAAUAACCAAGUUGUCUUCAUGGGCUGGAGUUUUGCCUUUGGGAUGGAUGCUAACAGGGGACCACGUCUCUUUGACAUCUGGUUUAGUGGUGAGAGGAUCAUCUACGAGUUAAGCUUACAAGAUGCAACUGCCCUCUAUGGAUCCAACACUCCAGCAGCAAUGCUGACCAGGUACAUGGAUGUUAGCUUUACCCUUGGAAAUAAUGCCUUCACACUCAUUCAGGGUGUGGAUUGUCCUUACUUGGCUACCUAUUUGGACAGGCACUAUUUCAUUGAUUCAUCCUUACCUGUCACCCGCAAAAAUUCUAUUUGCAUCUUUGAGCAGAAUUCUGAGUUGCCUAUACGACGCCAUUAUGAUAGUGCACAGACUCCUUUAUAUGGAGGGUUGGUUGACUCAGUUCUGGUUUUUAGAUCUAUAUCUACAGUUGAUAAUUAUGACUAUGUCUGGGAUUUUGUAUUUCAUCAAAAUGGAGCUGUUGGUGUCAAGGUACAUGCCAGUGGGUACAUUCUAUCUGCUUUUUACUUUGGUGAUGCCCGAGAAUUUGGCAACAGGGUUGAAGAGUGGACAUUAGGAACAAUUCACACCCACAACAUUCAGUACAAAGUGGAUAUGGACAUUGGUGGUGUGAAAAAUUCCCUGAUAGCCAAUGACAUGACUUUCCAAACAGCAAAGAUUCCUUGGAGUCCAGAGAAUAAACGCCCCCAAAUGCGGAUGGUAAAAAAAGUCUUGGAUACUGAGGACAAGGCCGCCUUCCGCCUUCAUGACAGCAUGCCCCGAUACAUAUAUUUUGCAGCCAAUAGUACAAACAAGUGGGGCCAUAAACGUGGCUAUCGGAUCCAGAUAGUCAGUUUUUCUGGGGAUCACUUGCCAGAAACAGACCCAAUGGAGCGAGCCAUCAGUUGGGGCAGGUACAAGCUGGCUGUCACUAAGCGGAAGGAGAACGAACCAUUCAGCACCAGUGUCUAUAAUCAGAUGGACCCAUGGACACCUUCAGUUGCUUUUGCUGACUUCAUAAACAAUGAGACCAUAGUCAAUGAGGAUCUGGUUGCCUGGAUCACUACUGGAUUCCUGCAUAUUCCACAUGCUGAGGACAUGCCCAACACAGUGACACUUGGGAAUGUGGUUGGCUUCCUUCUGAGACCCAACAACUAUUUUGAUGAUGAUCCUUCUAUGUAUUCUCCUGACAGUGUUUUCUUCACUGGCCAGCAGGACCCUACUUCCUGCAGUGUCAACCACCUUGCUUGCCUUUCAGAAAUAACUUCAUGCUUGCCCAACUUUCCACCUUUUACUUAUGAGGGCUUCCAAAACCAGACAAUGGACUGAUUUCUUCUGAACUCCACUGGUUGGUAGGGGUGUGCAUUUUGGAAUUUUCUCGUUUCAAUUUGUAUCCGAAUCAAAACACCCCCAUUUUGUUUUGUAGCCAAAUUUUCAGAAUCCGAAUCACCCCUGUUUUGUUUUGUUGCUGAAUUUUCAGAAUCCGAAUCCAAAUUGAUUUGGAUUUUUAAAAAGGGUCCCAGGGCAAAAAGAGUGGGUGGUCGUGGUAGUGUUCAAUGGGUAGAAGCUACCACCCAAAUUUCAAAG